CUAUCAAAAUAAUUUCACUUCAAACCACCAAACAUGUUUAUUUUUACGUAAUAUUUCACUACACAAAAUGUUAAUAUAUUGGUAAACAAACAUGUUCAAAUGUAUUAUUUUCUCGGAAAGAGUUGGUCCCAUAACUUAUAAACUGGGAUCAACGCAAAACAGAACUUUGACAAUAGUGACUGACACACAAAUCGAAGAAUGCUACAACAUUCUGAAAAUUCCAGUUAAUUCUAAACAGGACUUGGUUCGAGCAGCGUUUUUAGAUUUGGCCAAAAUUUACCACCCAGACUCUGGUUCACCACAAGCUUGUAUUGAGAAAUUUGUGGACAUCGAAAAUGCGUUCCGUAUACUUACCAAGCACAACACGGGGAAGAGCAGCCAGGAAGAUGUAGAGCAAAUAGUUCAUGACAUUAGGCAUACUGCACCACAGCACCGGCAGUACCUAAGCUUUGACGGUGUGGGCUACGGCACACCAUUCCAGAGACAGAAGCAAUGGGCUCAGGCUCGCGCUCAGCGUGCAGCCUCCAAUGUGAUGGAGCACCGGGUUUCUAAAGCUGUUGCUUCGGAAAACACACUCAUGAAGAAGGGUCAGCAGGGCUAUGGACAGAAGCACGACAUUAAAACGAAGUACGGCUUCGACCGUCUAGUGGAGGACCUUAUCCAAGAGUCAAUGUCGAAAGGAGAGUUCGAGAAACUAAGCGGGAUUGGCAAGCCUUUGAAGGACCAGAACACGAAUCCUUACGUUGAUUUUACUACGCACAAGUUAAAUGAGGUGCUAAUAAACAACGGUUUCGUCCCAGAAUGGAUAACGAUGAACAAAGAAAUAGACCACGACAUAGAAGCCCUUAAGGACGAAAUCAGACGCGAUAGAAGUUUUCUCGGUCCUUACCCCCUCUCAGAGCACGACCAACCAAAAUGGGACCGCAUAUGUGAAGCGAACCGCGAACUAGCCAAAUCAAUAAACACUAAAAUUAAUACGUACAACCUUAUAGUUCCUUUGAUAAAUAAGCAGAAAUUCCAUGUAGAUUUCGACAAGAUAUGUGAAGAUGUUUUAGUAAGCGGGAUACAUUCCGUUAAACAAGAAAGUAAAGUGAAGGAAAAACCUGUCACUGUGGCUGCUAGUUCGGAUUACGAUUUUAUUGGAGUAUUUUUUAAAGCUGUAGGGGAAUUAUUUAGUUUCAAAUCUAAGAAAAAUUUAGAUAGUUAAGUAGGAUAAUUUAUUAUAAAGCCGUUUAACUUGUUAAACACAGACUAGUAGGUACAUUGGGGAAAUUUGGAAAAUCGUGUAUUACCUAAAUAAAAAUUGCAUAACUUCUAAGCAUUGAUAGUUUAACGUUUGGAGUAGGUAGUAGGUACGUCUAUUUUUUUAUGUAAAUUACCCUCUUCUCGUUGUAAUCAGUCUGUAUGCGUAGUUAUUGAAAUUGAAUGCUGAGGUUGACGUAAGAAAUCGUAUUUUGAAAAUAGAAAUUCACUAGACUGCAAAGUCUUAAUAAACAGAAAAAAUAAAAUACGAUACUUGUUAAACUUCAGCGUAAAAAUAUGAUAUACGUAAAGCUGUAAUUUUAAAGUAACUAACAAGAAAAGUGACUUAGAAUUCUAGACAUCGUCACUACUUUAAAAAAAUCUCGUAUCUCACGCUGCUCCUCAAAGUUAAAACGCAGUAAGUCUAUAUGCAUUCCAUACAUGCUUACUACAAUUUUCUUUUCGUUGACAGACGAAGAUACAAGUUUUUUUAAAAGUAGUGACGACAUGUAACAAGUACAUCUAUAGGUAAAUUAAUGUACAUAAUUUGUAUUUAGCUGUAUCAAAAUGUAUAAACAGAGGAAAGCCUGAUGUAUUUAGUAAAAAUAUCCUCUUUAACAUUUUGUAUUAAACUAAUUUGCGACUUAAGCGCGUUUUCAUAUUAUCCGAUCCGAUAGUAGAUCGCCAUCUUUGAUUUCUGCCUUUGACAUCCUUCCUACAUCCGAUAUCGGAUCGGAUAAUGGAAAAAAUAAGGCAUAGGUAAGGAGUAUAUUUCCCAUCCUAUUUUGAACUUUAUCUAUCUUUGACAGGUUUCAAAAUUGACAAAAUUUUGUGAUUUUCACGUCCAAUUAAGAUUUAAUUAUCUGUAAUAAGGAAAAAUAAAAACAAAUUGCAAAAUCGGUACUGAAAAUUUGACAAAGCGAACUGUGAUAAAAUUGAUAUAUUUUAAAUAAAAAUAGUGAACUUGAUGCAAAACGUUUUAUUUCUAACAUAUUUUAGACUACACAAUUUCCUUAACAAUAACUUGAUCACUAUUGAGUACAGUGCUACGCUAUAACUUCAAUAGCGAUUCAUAAAUGCUGUAAAUAAAAUACCUAUAACAAAACUGAUUGAAAAUCAUAACUGUGCAUAACAACACUGGUCUGAUACAUAUAUAUAAUGCAUAAAUUCAUGCAAUGCUUGAUCACAAGCGGCUUCUGAAAGGGUCAUAUUUUUACUGCAAUCUGUGUCCGGCAACUAUUGGUGCCCCUCUCUUACUCAAAUGUUAGAGAAAGACCAAUAGUUGGAUACAUUACAUACAAUAAAUUUUGCUGAUAUGUAACUUCAUAUUACAAUCAAUGUAAGUGAUUUUUAAUUUAAAUGAUAGGCAAAAGAUUUACCAGGGAAAAAUAAUAUUAUCACGAUAUUUACGACAAAUAUAAUUUUUUUACAAAAUCGUAAGUUUACAGCUACAAAAAUAGUUGUAUGUAAAUGAAAGAUGUAAAUAUAGCUCAAAUAUCAUUUCCGAUAUAACUUAUUAAAUUACA
Leguminivora glycinivorella is the source of this 2768-nucleotide messenger RNA. Its product is annotated as dnaJ homolog subfamily C member 28. The record is from RefSeq and is a predicted model, not a curated record. NCBI's taxonomy places the organism in Eukaryota, Metazoa, Arthropoda, Insecta, Lepidoptera, Tortricidae. The transcript has 5 exons. The coding region runs from base 92 to 1207 and encodes 371 amino acids.